GCCAGGGUGCAGAGAGGCGAGGCCCUGCAGCUCGAUCACUUCUUCCUAUCUGGACCUGACCGACUGCAUCUGCAAAAAUGAUGAGCGGGUUGAUCAUCAAGAACAUGUCCUUCAAGGUCGGACAGACCCUGACCAUCACUGGAGUGACCAAACCUGAUGCUACCAAUUUUGCAGUGAACAUCGGCCCCGACGAGCAGAACAUCACGAUGCACAUCAACCCCCGCUUCAACGCCCACGGAGACGAGAACACGAUCGUCUGCAACUCCUACCAAGGAGGCAACUGGUGCGAGGAGCAGCGUGGGGAAGGCUUUCCCUUCCAGCUGGGAGAAGAGUUCCAGAUGACCAUUCAUUUCACCCCUGCUGAGUUCGUGGUGACUCUGUCUGACGGCUCUACGAUCAACUUCCCCAACCGCAUGGGUGCAGAGAAAUACUCGUUCAUCAACUUCGACGGGGAGGUCCGCGUCAAAAGCUUCGAGAUCAAGUAAACCGUCGACCCUCCACGACUCCUCGGAUCGAUUCGAUUAUAUUUCCUCUGUUCCUUUUUCAGUUUGUUUAGCAACAGGUAACACAUUGCCAAAGGUUUUUGAACACAUGCGAAGCCAACCUUUAAUGUUUGUCACGCAAUAUUAGAAUGUUGAGCUCACGUGCAGCCGUAGACAGAAACAUGUAGACGAUAGAAACUUGCGUAAUCCUCAGAUCUGCAGACAGUAGGUAAAGCAACUGAACGCCCUUCCUGCACACUUGACAGAGCUGCUGGCUGACAAGCAAACAUGAAGUAGUUUCGAGCCCAAGCGGGACUCGCUUUGCAAGUUUGCAGUGUUUAGCUGAAAAGAACCACAUGAACUGUGAUGUGAUUUUCUUCAAGGUGCCUCAAAGUGCUGGAUAACUGUUGUUCUCUCUCCCAGACAUUCCAGAUUUGUAACUGAGCAUAACGCUUCCACAUCUAUUAAAGCAUGUUCUUUUAUGAAAAAUA
This is a messenger RNA of Stegastes partitus (bicolor damselfish), 973 nucleotides long. RefSeq names its product lectin, galactoside-binding, soluble, 2a (gene lgals2a). Gene Ontology annotation, molecular function: galactoside binding; carbohydrate binding; laminin binding. The transcript is spliced from 4 exons. NCBI's taxonomy places the organism in Eukaryota, Metazoa, Chordata, Actinopteri, Pomacentridae. The record is from RefSeq and is a predicted model, not a curated record. Bases 78 to 485 code for a protein of 135 amino acids.